AUGUCUUCGAUUAUCUCCACACGCGAUCUCCCUCAGUCCCUCCUGUCUGCGGCUCGAUUGGUCGGAUACACUCCACACUUGGCCAGCACUUACGAUGCCCGGGUCUCGUAUGCUCUCUAUAUCCCCCCAAGUCACUAUACGAAUGAUGCGUCUCUGCCCGUGGUCGUCGCCGUCCAUGGGACAACUCGCCAGACAACGCCAUUACUGUCAGCUUUCCAGGAAGUGGCGGAUACUUGCCGCUGUGCCAUCCUAGCCCCGCUCUUUCCGGCCGGUCUCAACGGACCGAACGACUGGGACAAUUACCGAGUGCUACGACCAUCGAAACAGGAUGCGUGGCUGGGAGACACACAAGCCGACACGGCGCUCCUAAAUAUUCUAGACACGGAUGUGCCAGCACGUUGGCCUGGCUUAGAUACUGGUAAGGUGGUGCUGGCAGGCUUCAGCGGGGGUGCGUCCAUGGUGCAACGCUUCUGUCUCCUGUAUAGCGAGCGUGUGAUAGCAGCAAGCAUCGCCGCGCCUGGCUCAACAACGAAGCUAAGAACGAGCCAAGAGUGGCCAGAGGGAACCGCAGACAUGGCAGACAUCUUCGACGGGCGUGCAACCGGGGAUCUUACCAGCAUUGCCGCUUGGCAGCUUGUGGUCGGCAGUGAUGACACGGCUCUAGAAGGUAGCCUGGAGAGCAUCGUGGCAGCUGCGCAAGGAUGGCAAGAGCGCAAGGACGAGGUCGACUGGGAGCAACUUUUAAGAAGCCGCAUGGUGAGCAGGAGGGAGUUGCUGGAAACGUUUGCGGAUGACCUUGCGAAGGAAGGCGUCAAAAAGCCGUCCGUUGAGAUAGUGCCAGGCGGCAAGCAUGCGUUGAAGGACGUGGCCCCGGCGAUGGCGCAGUUCCUCAAAGAUGUCAUUGGGGAUAUAGCAAGAUAA
This is a messenger RNA of Neoarthrinium moseri, 921 nucleotides long. RefSeq lists its product as uncharacterized. Gene Ontology annotation, cellular component: extracellular region. Lineage: Eukaryota; Fungi; Ascomycota; Sordariomycetes; Amphisphaeriales; Apiosporaceae. The transcript has a single exon. The coding region runs from base 1 to 921 and encodes 306 amino acids. Gene Ontology annotation, molecular function: hydrolase activity. The record is from RefSeq and is a predicted model, not a curated record.